Paramecium pentaurelia is the source of this 688-nucleotide messenger RNA. The record is from the annotation of a GenBank genome assembly. Lineage: Eukaryota; Ciliophora; Oligohymenophorea; Peniculida; Parameciidae.
UAAUGCUGAGUCAAAAAAAUUUAUUAGUUGGUGAUGAAGAUUUCAAUUUAAAUAAAUUUCGAGAUUCUUUGUAUCUUAGAAUAUAAAGUCCAAGCUAAUCAAAAUUAAGUAGUGUAAAAAAGGAAGAGAAUUCAGUUAAGAAAUCAACUAAGAAUUCAUUACAUACCGAUAUACAGCAUCGAAAAAGGUGAUUAAAAUUAUUAUUAAUAGUGUACCAUCAUUUGAUGAGUUAUUGAAAACAAUGAAUACAAGUAAUGGUCCUGUCUAAUAAUCAAAUGUUUCUAAUCAUAAAAGAAAUAUCACUGAUUCAUCUCGAAAGAUGAGUGGUAUAUAUAAUAAGAUUGAAUGUUUUGGAAAUAAUGAAGUUAAUUAAAUAACAAAAUUAUCAUAACCGUAAUAUAUUUAUAACAAAUUUAGAUUCAUUUCAAAUACACCUCUAACAAUAUCAAAUAAUUAACUACCAAAAAGGACUACCUUCUCGAGUAGUAUCACAGAAAAACCUGUUUUUUCAAAGGGAAAUGGGAAAUCUCUAAUGGAUAAACUGUCUUUAAAAGAGUUAAUGGAAAUUCGCAGUAAAAUAGAUAAUAGCACAUAAUCAGAGGUUCAUGAAUUAUCUGCAAAUUAUGUACAAGAACUAUUAAAAUUAUCUUAAAUAAUUAUGAAGUAAAUAAGGCAUAUAAAGCAUUGA